AUGUCCCAAUUAGAUCUGAAGGUAAAGGAGAUUGUCGAGUCGUUUGAAGUUGAGAAGGAGCUUCUCCAAAACCUUGUGACGUUAUUUAUCAGGUCAGCAGAAUACGGCCUAACGCAUUCGUCAGUGGGGAAGGCGGCAAUGCCAAUGAUUCCAACAUACGUUACGCAGAUCCCAACGGGUAAGGAGAAGGGUGUCCUUUUAGCAGCCGAUUUGGGCGGCACGAACUUCAGGGUAUGUUCUGUUAAGUUGAACGGAGACCACACUUUUGAGUUGAAGCAGUCCAAGAACCCAAUUCCCGUGGACUUGAUGAGUAGCACCACCGAAGAGUUGUUUUCGUAUCUAGCUGGGAAAAUUGGCCAGUUUGUGGAAACCCACCAUAAUGAUAUAGGCGAUAAGAUGAAGCUGGGGUUCACCUUCAGUUUCCCCGUUGAGCAGACGUCGUUGAAUUCGGGAACGUUGAUUAGAUGGACCAAGGGGUUCAACAUUGAGGAUACUGUCGGUAAGGACAUUGUUGCCGUUUUGCAAGACCAUUUAGACCGGAAAAACAUUCCUGUGCACGUUGCCGCAUUGGCCAACGAUACCGUUGGCACCUUGUUGGCAAGAUCCUAUACUGGUGAAAACAAGGAAGGCUUGACCUCGAUUGGAUGUAUCUACGGUACUGGUACAAAUGGUGCCUACAAUGAGAAGGUCGAAAAUAUCACCAAGUUGCCCAAGGAAGUUGUUGAAGAGUUGAAGUCCAAGGGAAUUGACCACAUGGUUAUAAACACCGAGUGGGGAUCCUUUGAUAAUAACUUGGAGCUCUUGCCCACCACCAAGUAUGAUGUGGAGGUCGAUAAGAUUUCAGCUAAUCCCGGUUAUCACCUGUUUGAGAAGCGAGUCUCUGGUAUGUUUUUGGGAGAAAUCUUGAGACAUAUUUUAGUGGAUCUAUAUGAACAGGGCCUCAUGUUCACCCAGUACCCUACCAUCAACGAAUUACCUCAUAGAUUGAAAACCCCUUGGUUGUUGCAUUCCGAAGGCCUGUCGAUUUUUGAAAUCGAUGAUUCCACUAACUUGAUUGCCACGGAAAUCGAGUUGAAAAAUAUGUUGAGACUACCAACAACACCAGAAGAACGUAAGGCAAUCCAGAAACUGACUAGAGCUAUCUCCAAGAGAGCAGCACAUUUGGCCGGCGUCCCAAUUGCAGCAUUGACUAUGAAGAUUGACGCAUUUAAAGGCCACAAUGUGGAGGUUGAUGUCGGUGUUGACGGUUCAGUUGUGGAAUUCUAUCCUGGUUUCAGAACUAUGAUGAGAGACGCCAUUGCAGAUACCCAGAUUGGCGCCAAGGGUGAAAGAAGAUUGCAUGUCAACCUCUCAAAGGAUGGCUCCUCUGUUGGUGCUGCCCUUUGUGCAUUGUCAAACAACUCAUUAUAA
Messenger RNA from Pichia kudriavzevii, 1410 nucleotides. RefSeq lists its product as uncharacterized. Gene Ontology annotation, cellular component: mitochondrion; cytosol. NCBI's taxonomy places the organism in Eukaryota, Fungi, Ascomycota, Pichiomycetes, Pichiales, Pichiaceae. The record is from RefSeq and is a predicted model, not a curated record. Gene Ontology annotation, molecular function: glucokinase activity; fructokinase activity; ATP binding. Gene Ontology annotation, biological process: intracellular glucose homeostasis; glucose 6-phosphate metabolic process; glycolytic process. The transcript has a single exon. The coding region runs from base 1 to 1410 and encodes 469 amino acids.